Spirodela intermedia is the source of this 2838-nucleotide messenger RNA. The record is from the annotation of a GenBank genome assembly. NCBI's taxonomy places the organism in Eukaryota, Viridiplantae, Streptophyta, Magnoliopsida, Alismatales, Araceae.
AUGGAUUGGGGAAACGUGACAGCGGAGGACUUGGUGGAUGCACUGCGGGAGGUAGAUUGGUCGUCACCACCUCGCCCUGUCUCAGAGUUCUUCCAUCGGUUCACUUUCCCAAGAUCUCUCGCCAAAUGGGACAGCCGAGUGAAAUGUAACCUCUACUAGUAAGAUUUCUUCCGGCUCUGGUCCGUAGCCUAUCUCCAUCUCUGUAUGGCUCCAUCGGUGUCCUGAUCGAUCGCUGACUGCUUCUUUUUGGAACCCUAAUUUGAUCUUGAUCGUCUCUUUUCGGGCCAUCUAAGAAUUCUCGAUUCCUAUUCAUAAACUCGAAGCUCUGGCUUUCCCCGUGAAACGACUGCCAGGUCUUUUAUGUCGUAUAUCGCAAGUGGUUUGUUACCCUUUGAGUAAAACCAUUCUCCUUGAUGGACGAAAUCUUUAAUUUUUUGUAAUUUGUACGGUGUCCCUUUUGCUGGAGAAAUUCCUGUUCACGUGCCGAUUAUGGCGUUUCCUGUUACAGUUUUAGACUGCUCUGCUCAAAGAGAUUGACCUUGUUCUUGAAUUGUUGUCCUUUUGUUUCCAGCUAUCGGACAAACUACUUCAUUAUGAUUGUCUUCAUCCUUGGUGAGUAAGGGACUUAAAAAAGGUGAACAACUUAACAUCGCGAUUAGUCCUACUCCUGUUGGCUAAUAGCUCCCAUAUUUCUAUGCAUAGGUAUUGGAUUUCUUCGGAAGCCAUUGGCUAUUAUUGCAGCCAUUUUAACUGGAUUGAGCAUUGCAUUUCUGAAUGAUAGGUAGAUCUUCUGAUCCAUCUCAGUCUUAGGAAACUGUUUUUUUCUUUUUGGGUUCCUUUGUGCAUGACAAGUAGGUUUAAGAUGGCUUUCGUGAUGCUUAAAUUUCAAGUGUUACUUUGUAUUCUUCGAGGCAUGCAUUGAUUUUAUUUAUAAUUAAAGCUUUCUUUUUUAUUUAAUGGUAGUUGACGCCCAAAGAAGCAUUUAUAAACCCUUUAUUCACCUUAUCUAUGAACAAUGAGGACCUUAUUCCAGACACACUCUAGGAAUUCUUCUGAACAUGAUCCUUUAUUUAUCAAAGAUUACUUCAUAAUCCCUGCAUAUCACGUACAUACUUUUUUACAAAUUAUGCAGUAAUGACCGUAUGCACUUUGGGUCGAUUUCCAUCCUCUUGCGUGAUUAUUUUGACAGAAGGAAAGAGAAGUACAAUAGUCAAUUUGGUUUUUACACAUGAAGGUUUUAUUUGGAAAACUUUGUAUGAGAGGAGGGAGAAUUUCAAAUGUAGAUGCCAAUCACAUGCUUAUGAAACUUUCUGGCCAUAACAGGUGCAUAUUCCUGCCAAGCCAUUUUAGUCCUACUAUACAUGACCAUGCUUUUGAAAUGAGUCAUUUCUAGAGUUUCAUAGCCUCACAUAUAUCCAUUUCCCACGUUGCCAAAUCAUGCAAUCGUGCUACUUGUCACCUGGGCUUUUUUAGGGAUUCAAAUAUCUUCAGUACCUCUACUUCCCCAUCUCGUUAACUACAAUUGGCCUUUGUUUAAAGUUACACCACUGGGAUUGUGCAGGACCACGUCAGGAAACAGUGAACUAUAGUACGAUUCCUUAUUUUUUGAAAAUUUUAAAAUGAUAAAGUGUAUUAUUUCGAAAAAAUUAGGGAUGAAUGUAAAGUGGGACUAUGGAGGAGCCUUUUGGAAUCGAUGGAACCUGGGACCAAUAUAGAGUAUAUGAGAGCAAGAAUAUGUGUCCUAUUCAGUUGUAUCAUUGGAUUGUCUCAAAAUGAGUAUUGGAAGUAUCAAAAUUCAAUAAUUGAGUUGGACGAUGACAUAAACAAGGACUUGCUCCAGUGGAUUGUAACUGUCUACCUGAAUAAGAGUAGCUUUUGGAUCAUCUUUUUUUUAGAUUGAAAUUCAUACUUAAUGAGAUAUACAUUAACUACGGUAUUUUCGAAGCCUUGUAGGCUAUCCAUUACCCUUUUUCUGUAAUUAGCUGUAUUCUUAAUUCUAGAGAAAGAUCAAAUCUCUUUUGGGGCAUUGCAUAUUGUGUACUUAGUACUUAAGUGCCAUUGAUUCAUUUAAUAAUGUGAUUAUUUAGUUAAUGUUGACAAAGUCUUUGUCCUUUAGACUAGCUAGCGUAUUUUUUUCAUUUCAUUUACUUCCUAAAUAUUGUAAACACAGCUUUGCAGUUACUUUUAAUGAGAAGGUAACGAGGGCUGUAAGACAAAUUUCUCCGCACUUAGCUGCAAAGAUGAGACCACCUGUCGUGUGAGUAUGUCUGCCAAUUUGCCAUAUCAAUCAUAAUAGUGUGCGGGUGCAAUGUACCCCUUGUUGGGAAAUCUUGCUUAAGCCAUAACAUGCAGGCCUGUUAUUCGUGGGAGGCCAUCUGUGAAAAGGGCUAUCCAUAUUUGUGGACGACCUCGGUGGAUAUUCGUCUUGAUAUUUUCUGCCGGUAUUAUCAUUACCCCAGCCAUCAUUUGCAUAUAGCUGGUCCAUGUGAAGAAAUUAUUAUCAUUUAAUAUACUUCUUGAAAUAAUCAUUCAACAAACAACCAAAUGAUUGACAGUUCCCAUUGUUGAUUUCAGCUAGUUGCAUAUUGUGGAUCACCUCCUGUAGACUCUUGACUGUUCUGUUGGCACUUCUCAUUGGCCUAAUUGGUAAUUGUGCUGUCUAGUUACUCCCACUACUUCCUCGGAUUUUAAUUUUUUCUUUGGGGGUUUGAUUAUUCUCUCUUAAUCUCUCCAGCGAUGUUGCUCCAUGCUAGCUUUAGAACGCCCAAUCUGAAAGCACGCUUGAACACCUUCCGUGAGGAAUUUCGUGCUGUAUGGCGCAAUUACAGUGAGCUCUAA